AUGCGUGUCCAACAGCUCCCUCUGGCCGACCGUGAAGGCCAUGAGGCCAUUCUGCAUGCCUCGUACCUCGACGACAUCCCUGAAGCUCUCGCCCGGUGGCAAGCACAACGCGUGCUGCUCGUCGUCAGCACAAGCCUCGACACCAAAACAGAUUUGAUCCGUAACCUCGAAGACCGUCUGGCCCAUGAUCCGUACCAGGUGUCGAAAAAGAUCGGAGUCGGGAGCCACUCGCCCUACGCGGAUGUCAUUGACAUCGCGCACCGCGUGCAGGCCAGCUCCAUUGACGCCGUUGUGAGUAUCGGCUCGGGUUCUUACUCCGACGCGUGCAAGGCGGCCCUGAUUCUCGCGGCCACGCUGCCCACCGGAUUUGGCGCGGCAGAUAUGGAAGCUCUGGUCGAUCCGGUGACGGGGCUGGCUGGCCACGAUCGCUUGCGGGCUCCAACCGCGCGGCUGAUCUGCGUGCCGACCAGCCUGAGCGCGGGCGAGUGGAAUACGUUCGCCAGCGCGACGAACCCACAGGGCAAGAAGCAGCACUUCGCGCACAACCAGGGCGCGCCGUCACUCAUCCUGCUCGAUCCGCGGGUCGCCUCUACGACGCCGGCCCAUCUGUGGCUCGCAUCGGGGAUGCGCGCGGUCGACCACUUCGUCGAGGGGAUGUGCUAUCCAGGCUGUCCGGCCGAGGCACAGGAAGUCAUUUCCUCGGGGCUGCGCAAGAUGCUACGCGGGCUGUGCGAGUACCACGCCGGCCGCGAGACGAUGGACGAAACAGAGCGGCUGCGCGGGAUUUCGGAGUGCCAGCAAGGAUCGCGCGAGGCGCUUCUUCCGUACAUGAAGUGGGGGGUGCGCUUUGGCGCCAGCCAUGCAAUGGGGCAUCAACUGGGAAGCUUGGCCAAUGUACAGCAUGGAAUCACAAGCUGCAUCCUGCUCCCGCAUGUCCUUCGGUAUACCGCGCACGAGACAGAGGCACCCCAGGCGCGCAUCCUCACCAUAUUCAAUGAGACGCUAGGGUGGGAGGAGACGCAGGCAGGCGACGCCGUUGCACGCUUUGUCGCGCUGCUGGGAUUGCCCCACACCCUGGCCGAGGUGGGUGUGACGGACGAGCAGCAAAUCCAAAAGAUCGCUGCGAACACGCUAAGCGAUGUGCUCGCGGGAAAGAAGAAUCUGCCCGAUUUACGAGGGCUCAGAGAGAUCCUGGAGGUGGCCAAGUAG
Penicillium riverlandense is the source of this 1209-nucleotide messenger RNA. Its product is annotated as iron-containing alcohol dehydrogenase. Gene Ontology annotation, molecular function: alcohol dehydrogenase (NAD+) activity; metal ion binding. The coding region runs from base 1 to 1209 and encodes 402 amino acids. The record is from RefSeq and is a predicted model, not a curated record. The transcript is spliced from 3 exons. Lineage: Eukaryota; Fungi; Ascomycota; Eurotiomycetes; Eurotiales; Aspergillaceae. Gene Ontology annotation, cellular component: mitochondrion.